AAACUUCGAAUUGUACAUAACCUUGAAAUAAAAUGAAACUUAAGUAUCAAGAUCAAGAAAAUGUUUUCGUAAUGUUUGUGUGAAAAAAUGUAGAAUGGGUGGUUGUUUUAGUAGUAUUUCACUCUGUGAUAAAAUAAGUGAUGAUGGAGUAAGGAUUUGCGUAAAUAAUAUCGUAGAAAAUAGCCUACAACCAACUCCAAUAGUAAAUAUAUCUUCUGAAUUAUUCAGACCUCUGGUACAGAAUCCAACACGUGAAUUGCCAAGCAACAUUUUUGUAGCAUUAUACGACUAUGAUGCUAGAACAGAUGAAGAUCUUGGUUUUCGAAAAGGAGAAUACUUAGAAAUCUUGAAUGAUUCACACGGUGACUGGUGGCUUGCUGUUAAUAAGAGAACUCUACGAAAAGGAUAUGUGCCAUCCAAUUAUGUAGCUAAAUUGAAGAGUAUAGAGGCUGAACCAUGGUAUUUUCACAAGAUCAAAAGGUUUGAGGCUGAAAAAAAGCUUUUUUCGCAUCUGAAUGAACCUGGUGCUUUUCUCAUAAGAGACUCUGAGAGCAGUAACAAUGAUUAUUCAUUAUCAGUUCGAGAUUGGGAGAAUGUGAAGCAUUAUAGAAUAAGACAAUUGAAUGAAGGUGGAUUUUUCAUUUCCAGGAGGACUACUUUCAGGACACUCCAAGAACUAGUUGAGCAUUAUAGGGAUAAUUCUGAUGGUUUGUGUAUUAAUCUUCGAAAACCUUGUGCAGAAACUGAAAGACCACUACCUGAUGGUCUUGCUUCUCAAACAAGAGAUCAGUGGGAAAUUGCAAAAUCCUCUUUACAAUUUUUGAGAAAACUUGGUCAUGGCCAAUUUGGAGAGGUAUGGGAAGGCACUUGGAAUAAAACAACACCUGUUGCAAUAAAAACAUUGAAAGCUGGAACAAUGGACCCUAAAGAUUUUCUUGCAGAAGCUCAGGUAAUGAAGAAACUAAGGCAUCCCAAAUUAAUCCAGUUAUAUGCAGUUUGUACCAUAGAAGAACCAAUAUAUAUUAUUACUGAAUUGAUGAGAAAUGGAUCUUUACAAGAGUACAUUCAGGGUAAAAAAAAAACUUUACAGUUGGCACAAUUAAUUGAUAUGGCUGCACAAAUAGCUUCUGGAAUGGCAUACUUAGAGACCAUGAAUUACAUUCAUAGAGAUUUAGCAGCUAGGAAUGUCCUUGUAUCUGAUACAGCAGAAGUGAAAAUUGCUGACUUUGGUCUUGCUAGACUGAUUAAGGAUGAUGAAUAUGAAGCAAGAGUAGGUGCUAGAUUUCCCAUCAAAUGGACUGCUCCUGAAGCUGCAAUCUAUAGUGUAUUCUCAAUCAAAUCUGAUGUUUGGUCAUUCGGUAUUCUUUUGACUGAGUUGGUUACAUAUGGUAAAACCCCAUAUCCUGGUAUGAGUAAUACUGAAGUACUGCAACAAGUCGAAAAUGGUUAUCGUAUGCCUGCACCUGCUUUAUGCCCUCCGGCUCUUUAUAGCAUCAUGUUGGAGUGUUGGGAGAAAGACCCCAUGAAGAGGCCAACUUUUGAAACUUUACAAUGGAAACUGGAAGACUUUUAUACUAUGGAUGAUUCUGAAUAUAAAGAAGCAUGGGCUCGAUGAAUGUUAGCCUCUACCAUUGCAUGCUGAUUAAUUCAAAUGAUG
Molecule: messenger RNA, 1657 nt
Organism: Harmonia axyridis
Lineage: Eukaryota; Metazoa; Arthropoda; Insecta; Coleoptera; Coccinellidae
Product: tyrosine-protein kinase Src42A-like
Exons: 1
Coding region: 95-1615 (506 amino acids)
Biological process (GO): cell differentiation; protein phosphorylation; innate immune response
Cellular component (GO): extrinsic component of cytoplasmic side of plasma membrane
Molecular function (GO): signaling receptor binding; non-membrane spanning protein tyrosine kinase activity; ATP binding
Source: RefSeq, a predicted model, not a curated record